CAAAUGUUCUUACAACUAUUUUUACGGUCAACUAUAAUUUACAGCUAAUCAGAAAACAUGAGUAAAUGGUAAAUAAAAAGACAACUGUAUAGUUAUUGUGACAACACCAACAGAGAAAGCACCAACCUGAAGAUAACAAAUAAAUAACUUGUUGGACUUUCUUUGCUACACAUAAAUACAACAAUCUCUCUCUUCAUUUUCCAUCUCUCCUUCCAUUUCGGACAACCUCUCACCGAAAAUUUUCCCGAGAAAAGUCCCCACCGGGAAAAUUUAUCGUUCAGAAGUCAAAAAAGAUUGGUUCCAAAACUACUCGCGCCUAAAUUACCGGUUUGGUGUCUUGUGUCUUCUUUCUACAAGUCUUUCGACUUUCUCCACUUUUUUUUCUUUGGGCCCCCACGACCUUUGCAACACCGUGGUGUUGCGUGUUGCGUUUGACCGAUACACGGUACACCGUUUGACCUGAGCUUUGUGCUACAAACCGAAGUAUAUAUGAACAUGACGUCACGUUAUGAUCCGAAACACAUGUCGAGGCAGACGAAACCGUCAGACACUCCCUCGUCUUCUCCGUCCCGUAGUCACCGGAGACACCCUCUCCUCCAAAGAAGCCUCUCCUCCCCGUCUCCGAACGCCACUUGCGGCGGAUCAACACCCGCCGAGUUCUGCGGCGGCACCACGGCGAGUUGCGCCGCCAUAUGGUGCUGCUGUCCUUGCGGAAUAGUCAACCUCGUCGUCCUCGCGGUCUACAAAGUCCCGCGCGGAAUCUGCCGCCGCGCUAUCCGCAGUCGCCGCCGUAAACAGCUCGUCAAGAACGGUAUCCUCCCGCCGCUUCCGUCCGACGGGAAAGGCGAGAGGGUGCAGAGAGUGUUCCAGAACUCGGAGUUCGCGAUCUUCCCGUUGGAUAGCAACGAUGUCUCGGAGGAGGAGGAGGAGGACGAUUUCUUUGAUCAUAAAUACUUCGGGAAGGCAGCGGCGGUUGCGGCUGAGCUGACGACGGACGAGGAGACCGAUGAAGAGGACGAGGCGGUGUUGGCGUUGGAGAAAGAGAUGUGGAACAGGUUUUACGGUGCUGGAUUCUGGAGAAGUCCGUCGCAGAGAGAAUCGGUAUCUUCUCCGAGAGUUUCGAAGUCUCUUUCGGCGUCGCCGAGGCCGUCGUUUACCGAAGUGUUUCGGAACUCAGCGAUUAGAGGCGGUGGAGGAGGAGCUACGGUGACGGCGUUGACACCGAGAGCCGUUUGGCAAUGACAUUAUCUUGUUAGUAUAUAUUUUUCUUCUUCUUGAUUGUGUUUGGUGUGUGUGUGUGUGUGCAAAGCAAAGUGUGAGUCUUGCCUUAAUUGAUUUGAUUGAUUGAUAUUUUGGUGGUGAGAUUGAUUUCAAAUGUUAUGGGAUUUUGUGAUUAUUAGAGAGAAAUUUUCAAUAUUCUAUAAUUGAAUGGAAUGUGAUGAUGUGUUUUGUCGAUUAAGUGACAUGACAUGAGAUGAUGUAUUGAAUUAUGAAACUCAUGAUAAUCAUUUGGCAGGUGAAAAAAAUCUUGCCAACUAGUA
Messenger RNA from Brassica oleracea var. oleracea, 1541 nucleotides. RefSeq lists its product as uncharacterized. The coding region runs from base 490 to 1242 and encodes 250 amino acids. The transcript has a single exon. NCBI's taxonomy places the organism in Eukaryota, Viridiplantae, Streptophyta, Magnoliopsida, Brassicales, Brassicaceae. The record is from RefSeq and is a predicted model, not a curated record.